CAAGACUGUCAGGUAGGAGACUGGAGUGCAUGGGCAGCGAGCAAAGAUUCCCAAGGAGUUUGCAGACAAAGCAGAGAAAGAAAAGUAACCAGUUUUUCCAGAAAUGGAGGAAGUCCGUGCCCUAGUCUAGAGGAAACCAAAAUCGUACAAUGUCCUACAGUUAGUAAUGCUGGAAAAGCAAAACAAUUGCUAGACGUUUGAAGUCGGGUUUGGGAGGAUUUGGAUCAUUCAGUCCUGGUUUAUCUCCAGGUAUUAGCAUCGACAAAAACGGUGUCUCAUCAAGAAACGACACGCCAGCCAUAUUACCCGAUCUAGAAAACAGACAAAAGAGUUUCCAUGAGAUCCAGAGACGUGCCGGCGAUCUAAGCUGUCCAGGUGAUCGUGACAUUAUAAUAAUUGUUGACUCAUCCGGUAGUGUGGACAACUCAGAGUUCACUUCUGCUCUUAAUGAUUUGAGUGAGCUCGUUCCUCUGCUCUGUGGAUAUCAACCUGGUCUAAUAGAAGAGUGCCAAGCCUACAGACUGGCCAUGAUAACCUAUGGAAGCUUGCCGACACUCACAUUUGAUUUGGAUGACAAUCUGAACAGGCACACAAAUCAAGCAAACGUUAAGAAUGACAUCAAAACAAAACCAUAUUACACAGGAGGAGCGACAGCUACAGGUGAUGCUCUCAAAUUUGCACGGGAUCGAGUUCUACAGGAAUCUCAUGGAAUGAGACCAAACAGCAAGAAAACCAUUCUUCUGUUGACUGAUGGUCACUACAACCAUGGAAUUCACAAUCCAAUCAAUGUGGCAGAAGACUUGUUCCAAGCUUUCAAUGACCAGUUGUCAAUAGUGGCUUUGGGAAUAGGAAAUAAUAUUGACUACCAAGAGCUGAUAGAUAUCACCAAACAUUACAAUCCUGCAAAUCCUUUGGUCUUCUUUACAGAAACCUUUUACAGUUUUCAUGACAUUGUUGUGGAGAUCAAGAGUCUUCUGACCGACGAGCAAGCAAUAUGCUCUGCAGAUGUUCUUGUCAAGAAACGCUAGUUCAGACUCUAGGCAAGCAACAGUGUCUGCAUGCUGCUUGUAUGUUUCAAAAUCAAAAAAUAAAUUUGAGAUUUGAUCACAGUAGCAAGAAUGUGUGUUUCUAGUUUUCGUUACAAAAACAACAGUAAAGUGACAAAACAUUCUGACAAUUAAGUUCUCUGUUCUGCAAGCAAUGUGAUACAUCUAUAAUUAUUAUUAUGAUCUGAUCAUCACACGUACUCACUAGACUAGAGAAUACAAUUUGAUAGACAAAACUGUGACUAGAGUGCUUGUAUCUAGAUAUGCGUUUACCAAAAAGGUGCAGAUAUUGAACCGUGGUGACGUCGAAAGCAAAAAUCGGCGGCUGAUGGGCGUGUCCGAUGUAGGGAAAAGCAGCGGAAGUUCUAGUUUGUCACCGUAAACAGCAAUACGCCAAGUGAUACGUCGUGUUACCCUGUGACUACUCUCUACAUUCAUGUCAUGUCUGGUCUCCGUACGCCAGUCCGAUAUUGGAGAGCGUCCGUUAGUUGAUGUAAGAGUCUACCUAAAAUAUACAGUCUACUCCUACUCCAAUUUGCUUUUCUUGUUGCUCCUUCGUAUGUCAGCCCAGAGUCCAUGAACGAGUCCCUUCACUCCUGCCAGCUAGUAAAUGGUCGCAGCUGGUCGAUAGUGCACAAAAAACCAAGACAAAGCGGAGAGGUACUGCAAGAGUCUUUCCUGACGGCUGUCAACAACAGGAUGCAAC
This is a messenger RNA of Corticium candelabrum, 1752 nucleotides long. RefSeq names its product collagen alpha-1(XII) chain-like. Lineage: Eukaryota; Metazoa; Porifera; Homoscleromorpha; Homosclerophorida; Plakinidae. The transcript has 2 exons. The record is from RefSeq and is a predicted model, not a curated record. The coding region runs from base 528 to 1028 and encodes 166 amino acids.